Lodderomyces pseudojiufengensis is the source of this 876-nucleotide messenger RNA. RefSeq lists its product as uncharacterized. The transcript has a single exon. NCBI's taxonomy places the organism in Eukaryota, Fungi, Ascomycota, Pichiomycetes, Serinales, Debaryomycetaceae. Bases 1 to 876 code for a protein of 291 amino acids. The record is from RefSeq and is a predicted model, not a curated record.
AUGUCUUCACCAAUUUUUAUGUUAAUCAACCUUUUAUUAGAUCCAGAUGUUUCAAAAAAAGUAGUUUUACAAAUGGCUUGGUCUCAAGUUAAAGCAAUUGGGAUUGGUAAAGUUAUUGCAGCAUUAUUAAGUGCUUUAACAGUUGGUGUCUCAUCUUUCAUAAGAAUCCCACAAAUUCGUAAAUUAUUAAUAAAAUCAGAUAAUGAAAGAAUUAAAGUUGCUAAUGGUUUAUCAUUAAAAUCUUUAUCAUUAGAAACUUUAAAUAAUUUAAUUCAUGUUACUUUUAAUUCUCAACAUAAUAUUCCAUUUAUUCAAUAUGGUGAAUCAUUAUUAUUAGGAAUUCAAAAUGUUAUUAUAAUUUUAUUAACUAAAUUUUAUAGAUUAAAAGAAAAAGGUGAUAUACCAAAUUUAAAAAAUUUAAGUUUUGAAGAUAAAUUAAAAAUUAUUGGAAAUUCAUUAAUUGAACCAAUUUCAAUAAUAAUUGCAUCCGUAAUUUUUUUCACAAAAUCAGCUCCAACAAGUUUAAUUUCAAUAUUAGAAAUUUUAAAUAUUCCAAUUUCAAUAAUUGCAAAAAUUCCUCAAAUUCAACAAAAUUAUAAAUUAAAAACUGUAAAACAUUUAAGUGAUGUUGUAUUAAAAGCAAAUGUUAUUGGAUCAGGUAUAAGAGUUUAUACUUCAUUAACUGAUUAUAAAACAAAAUCUUCAAAAAAUAAAACAACAAUUGAUGAACAAAUUUUAUUAGCUGGUUAUUCAACUUCUUUUAUUUUAAAUUCUAUUUUAUUAGGUCAAUCUAUAUUUUAUGAUAAAUUAGGUAAAAAAUCUGUUAGAGAUGAAAUUGAAAAAAAGGAAGAAGAAUUGAAAAAAAGAAGUAAAUAA